Molecule: messenger RNA, 628 nt
Organism: Fukomys damarensis (Damara mole-rat)
Lineage: Eukaryota; Metazoa; Chordata; Mammalia; Rodentia; Bathyergidae
Gene: Mettl26
Product: methyltransferase like 26
Exons: 5
Source: RefSeq, a predicted model, not a curated record
UGGCUGGGCGCUCGCGUGAGUGACCGCGCCUUCCGCAGCAUCGCAGCCACAGCUCAGUCUCGGGGGCUGUCAAAUGUGAAGGCCCCUCUGUACCUGGACGUGACCUGGGAGUGGCAGCAGUGGGGCGGCAUCCUGCCGCAGUCGCUGGACUUGCUGCUGUGCAUCAACAUGAUCCACAUCAGCCCCCUGAGUUGUACGGAGGGGCUCUUCAGAGCAGCUGGCCACCUUCUCAAGCCUAAGGCUGUGCUCAUCACCUAUGGGUCCUACGCAGUCAACGGGAGGAUCUCUCCCCAGAGCAACGUGGACUUUGACCUAACCCUCAGAUGCAGGAACCCAGAAUGGGGGUUGCGGGACACAGCUUUCUUGAAAGAUUUGGGCCAGGCCAGUGGCCUUGUUCUGGAGAAGAUGGUGGAUAUGCCAGCCAAUAACAAGUGCCUGGUUUUCCGGAAAGAGUAGCCCUUUCCUUCAUCCUGGGUGCCUGCAUUCCUGCCAAAGGUUCUGUUGGGCACAAAGCAGACCCUAGCUCCUGCCUCCCUAGGCCAGGCUUUGGGAAUGACCAGCCCCAUAUAGUCUGGCCUAUCAAAAGCCCGGGCCCAGUCUGCCUUGGAAUAAAGUAUUUCCUACUGUC